AUGCCCUCGCCAUACGAGAAGAUAGACUGCCACUCACACUAUCUGCCAGCCGGAUACGGCGAAGCCUUGGCCAAUAAUGGCCACAAAUACCCAGAUGGCAUGCCAGGAAUUCCCACCUGGUCCGAGGAGGCACACCUCGACAUGAUGUCCACAUGCAACAUAACCAAAUGCAUUCUCUCCAUUACCUCACCCGGUGUCCACCUCGUGGCGAACGACGAUGAGCUAGCAGGCAAAGUCGCCCGUCUCUGCAACGACGCCGGCGCCGAGCUCAAACGACGACGACCCGACCAAUUCGGGUUCUUCGCUUCACUCCCCGUUCCCAACAUCGAGGAAGCCAUCGUCGAGCUCAACCGAGCCUACGACGAGCUCGAUUGUGAUGGGAUCACUCUCGAGACCAAUAAGCAUGGCGUCUACCUGGGUGACAGCCGUCUUGAUCCUCUCAUGGCCGAGCUCAACAACCGCCACGGUACCCUGUUCAUCCAUCCUACCACGCCAUGUAUGCCCGACGGCCAGACCGCCGCUGUCCCUCUCACUCUCUUCCCCAGAUCCACCUACGAGUUCUUCUUCGAUACCUGUCGCACCGUCAUCAACCUGUUCGCCACCGGUACUGUUCGCUGCAACCCCAACAUAACCUUCAUCAUUCCACACAUGGGCGGUGCGUUCCCGCCGUUGAUCCAGCGCUUCUCUCGCGUUGCGCCCAUCCUUGGUCUGCCUGGCAUCGAUCCGGAGCUCUCCCCCGACUUCGUCCUCGAUCGACUGAACAACCAGUUCUACUUCGACACAGCGGGCUGGCCGUUCGGAGGGCAAGCACAGGGGCUGUUGCAGUACGUGAGUCCAAAGAGGAUUCUGUUCGGCACGGAUUUUCCAUUCACUCCGUUGCCUGCGGUGAUCAGUGCUGUAGCGGGCCAUGAUCAGCACAUGGUGACAACCUUUGGUUCUGAUGAAGCAGUGGAGAGAGUAUGCCGUGGGAAUGCGAGGCGAUUGCUGCAGGAGAAGGCACGUACAGGUAGAUAG
Messenger RNA from Cyphellophora attinorum, 1014 nucleotides. RefSeq lists its product as uncharacterized. Bases 1 to 1014 code for a protein of 337 amino acids. The transcript is spliced from 2 exons. Lineage: Eukaryota; Fungi; Ascomycota; Eurotiomycetes; Chaetothyriales; Cyphellophoraceae. The record is from RefSeq and is a predicted model, not a curated record. Gene Ontology annotation, biological process: secondary metabolic process. Gene Ontology annotation, cellular component: cytoplasm; cytosol. Gene Ontology annotation, molecular function: carboxy-lyase activity; hydrolase activity.